Messenger RNA from Mytilus trossulus (common blue mussel), 958 nucleotides. RefSeq lists its product as uncharacterized. Gene Ontology annotation, molecular function: zinc ion binding; mRNA binding. Gene Ontology annotation, biological process: negative regulation of translation; oogenesis. Gene Ontology annotation, cellular component: perinuclear region of cytoplasm. NCBI's taxonomy places the organism in Eukaryota, Metazoa, Mollusca, Bivalvia, Mytilida, Mytilidae. The record is from RefSeq and is a predicted model, not a curated record. The transcript has a single exon. The coding region runs from base 54 to 767 and encodes 237 amino acids.
CAUCGAAAAAUCUUACCCAGCGUCAUUUGUUACAAACUUGCAGACUCGACAAGAUGGAUUACAGUCCGUUCAAAGAUUAUUUGAAUUUCAGUUCUCUUUUAUUUAAAGAAAGAGAAGAACAUGUCGAGAAGACUACAGAAUUGUUAUCUGAAACAGAGGUUGAUUAUUGGGCAAACUCGAUUAGCUCAAUUGAAGAUAUUUUAUCAUCGGAGCCGUUUACUUCUGAUUCUUUUUCGGAUGAAGACCUUGAUGUAUUUGAAAAUAUGCCAGACGCAACAGACGACAACAUGAUGGCUGUACAAAUAUAUAACAAUGAUCAGGAUCAGUUGUGUCGGUCGGACUCUCUUUCGUCCGGUGAGACCGCAUCUUCCGGAGAAAACAGCUUUUCAGAUGAAGGAUAUUCCAGUGAUUACCUUUUAUCAGCUUUUCUAAGACAAUUGAACGGUAGCUCUGAUAAUAUGCUACAAGCUCCGCUACAAUACCAGAUAAUGCCAGCUAAACCCGCUUCCGAAGAGAAAUACUGCAUUCUUUGUAAACGGAACGGUGAAACCAGAGAAUAUUACACUACACAUGUGUUGAAAGACAAUAGGGGAAAAGUAAUAUGCCCAGUACUCCGCAAGUACGUUUGCCCGAAGUGUAAAGCCACAGGGGAUAACGCCCAUACACUCCGCCAUUGUCCGUUCUCUGAUGCCCAGGGGUCGUCCACUACGGAGACAUGUUACACCCUAAGAAGUAGCUGUGGAAGACGAAGAAAGAAGAUAGCCUAAUUUGAUGGAAGAAGAUCGCCUUAUUGACGAAAGAAGAUCGCCUUUAGUAUAUGACGUGAAAAGAUGGCCAAAUUUGAAUGGAAGACAAUAUUUUAUUCAAGAUGAAACGAUAUAUUUUUUAAACUUUUUGUUAAUACUUUUAAUUUGUGAAAUAUUCUUUAAAUCUUUUAAAUGCGUUUUGAUAACAAGAU